Messenger RNA from Octodon degus (degu), 2473 nucleotides. It is a transcript of the gene Znf180, whose product is annotated as zinc finger protein 180. The transcript is spliced from 5 exons. The record is from RefSeq and is a predicted model, not a curated record. Gene Ontology annotation, biological process: negative regulation of transcription by RNA polymerase II. Bases 270 to 2291 code for a protein of 673 amino acids. Gene Ontology annotation, molecular function: RNA polymerase II cis-regulatory region sequence-specific DNA binding; DNA-binding transcription repressor activity, RNA polymerase II-specific. NCBI's taxonomy places the organism in Eukaryota, Metazoa, Chordata, Mammalia, Rodentia, Octodontidae.
GCAGCCAUUGUCCGGUGCGCGGACGCUGACAGUCGUUCCACACCGCAGUCUUUCAAAGUUAACCCCAAGCGAUCUUGCGGAUGUUAACUAGGGGCGAGGAUCAGUCUAGUUUAACCCCAGUCUGACUUGCUGCCGAAUCGAGGCAGUGGGCAGCUCAACCGGAGUACGUUCUCCGCAGAGCCGUGCCGGGAUCCCAAGUACGGACAGGACAGGCCUGCGCUGCCGGCGCUCAGACACCCAGCUCAGCAUCUGCCCAGCCUGGAGGGAGCAUGGAGGGACAGGAUGAGAAGCCCCCACGGCCCUUGAAAGCCUACGAGCAGGACUCUUUCCUUCCUCAAGAGAUUAUCAUCAAGGUGGAGGGAGAAGAUGGUGGGCUACUGGCCACCCCAUCCAAGGAGGGAAUAAAUUUCAAAAUUGUGACUGUGGACUUCACUCAUGAGGAUCACGGGACUUGGAAUCCUGCUCUAAGGACUCCAGACAGAGGUGUGACCCUGGAGAACCACACAGACCUGAUCUCUUGCAGUAAAUGUAUCAUCCCACAUAGUGAAGACCUGACAACUGCAUUUGGAAGAAGAGACUCAACCUUAAAGCAGAGCAGUUUUGAUGAAGAAUUCUUGCAUGGAGUGAAGAUAGAAAAGUUGACAAGAGAUGAUCCUUGGCUGUCUUCAUGUGAAGACUUUCAUGGAAAAAAGGACAAGUUAGAGAAGCAACAGGAGAAACAAGAGAGAUUUUUGGAGGAAGUGACAUUCGCUCAAAGGAAAGCAGUUAUUCAUGAGAGAGUCUGUGAAAGUGAUGAACUUGAGAAGAGUGCUAUUAAUUCCAGUAUUCUUUCACUUCCCAUGAUACCCAUUAAAAACCACUUUCAUAAACAUAUUUCACAUGUUAAAAAGUUGUGUCCUGAUUCACUUGUAAACAGUCUUCAGAAGAUUAGUGAUAGUGACAGACUAUGUGAAAAGAAUGAAUGUGGAAAACUCCCUCAGGCCAUACAUCUGUUUCAGUUUACAAGAACUCAAAAAAGAGACAAAUCUUAUGAAUUUAGUGACAGUAGUAAGCCUUUUAGCCAUGCUACACCCAUAAGCACAAAUGAGAAAAUUUACUCAGGUGGUAAAACCUUUGAUUUUAAGGACUGUGGACAAGUUUUGAAUGGUGUGGUGUCCUUUAAUGAGCAACAGAGAAUUUCUCUUGAAGAGAGUCAAUAUAAAUGUAGUAAAAUAUCUCAGAAUCCAUCCAUUGCUCAAAACAUGAGAAAUCAGUCUGAAGAGAAACCCUUUGAAUGUAACCAGUGUGGGAAAUGCUUUAGCUGGAGUUCACAUCUUAUUGCUCAUCAGAGAACACAUACAGGGGAAAAACCUUAUGAAUGUAAUGAAUGUGGAAAAUCCUUCAGUCGGAGCUCACACCUUGUUUCCCACCAGAGAACUCAUACAGGAGAGAAACCGUACAGAUGUAAUCAAUGUGGGAAGUCCUUUAGCCAGAGCUACGUCCUCGUUGUGCACCAGAGAACUCACACUGGUGAGAAGCCUUAUGAAUGUAGCCAGUGUGGAAAGUCAUUCAGGCAGAGCUACAAACUUAUUGCACAUCAAAGAACUCAUACCGGAGAGAAGCCCUAUGAGUGCAGUCAGUGUGGGAAAUCAUUUAUCCAGAGUUACAAACUUAUUGCACAUCAAAGAAUUCAUACUGGAGAAAAACCUUAUGAGUGCAAUCAGUGUGGGAAAUCCUUUAGUCAAAGCUAUAAACUUGUUGCUCACCAGAGAACUCACACUGGGGAAAAGCCCUUUGAAUGUAAUCAAUGUGGAAAAUCUUUCAGCUGGAGCUCUCAGCUGGUGGCACAUCAACGAACUCACACUGGAGAGAAACCAUAUGAAUGCAAUGAAUGUGGAAAAUCUUUCAACCGCAGUUCUCACCUUGUUAUGCAUCAGAGAACUCAUACCGGAGAAAAGCCUUAUGCAUGUAAUCAGUGUGGAAAGUCCUUCAGCCAAAGUUAUGUUCUUGUUGUACAUCAGAGAACUCAUACUGGCGAAAAGCCCUAUGAAUGCAGUCAGUGUGGAAAAUCCUUUAGGCAGAGUUCAUGCCUUACUCAACACCAGAGGACUCAUACUGGAGAGAAGCCUUAUGAAUGUAAUCAGUGUGGAAAGACAUUCAGCUUGAGUGCUCGACUCAUAGUACAUCAAAGAACGCACACUGGAGAAAAACCCUUUACAUGUAAUCAGUGUGGGAAAGCUUUCAUUAAUAGCUCUAAGCUUCUUAGGCAUCAGGCAACCCACAAUGAAGAGAAACCACAUGAAUAUAGGUAGUCUAAAUCUUCAAGCCAGAAUUCCUUUUGAGUGUAAUCUUUUUAUUACACUCAAAAGGUGUGUUUAUUUUGAUGGAAUAUGUUUAGUGUGAAGUUUUGGUAAUGCAUGUAGACAAACUUAGCCUGUUUGUUACUAUGUAUUUAGAAUUUUGAAAGAAAAGGGGAAAAAUCUAUGAGCUGCAG